AUGGAUGGUCAGAUGAAUGCGGAUAAAAAUGUCGACGGCAAGACGCAGUACUCUGCGGAGGAAGUGAAUCAUGUGAUCUUCGGCCAGAGUGCUCAGAGCAUUCAGAGCACUCAGAGCCAUGUAAAGGAAGACGGGAACGCGAUUUUGAUGCAGACAUUACUCAAACAGAAUGAGUUACUAAUGAGAAUGUUAGCGAUAAAGGAGAAACCGCCAGAGGAGGUAUACGCUCCACCGGACUUGUCGAAAGUACUACCAACGUUUGAUGGUAAGUGUAAGCCCCAUGAAGCGGCGGAUUGGUUGAGCACGCUCUGUGGAGUGGCGUCAUUACAUCGUUGGUCGGAUGCACUCAAGUUGGAGGCGGCGAGAGUAAACGUGGAUGGUCCAGCCCGCCAAUGGUAUAUUGGGCGAAGAUUCAAUUCAUGGGCAGAAUUUGAACAGCAGUUUAAAGCAACGUUCUUCAGAAAGGUUAACACGGGCAGUCGAUGGAAGGCAUUGGCAGCGCGGGUACAAGGUAAAAACGAAAGUAUUCUAGACUACUUCCACGAAAAGGUUCGACUUUGUCGAGAUUUGGAUUUAGAUUUGUUUGAUACCAAGGAACAGUUAUUAGACGGUAUCCAAUCGAAAGAAUUAUUUCAAUAUUUGUUAAGCCGUACUCAUAAUGACGAAAAUGAGUUACUAUUUGACAUUAUGGACUACAUGCGGUUAGUGGAGCACAGAAAUGUUCGAUUUCAAAAUAAAAUAGUUUUGUCCAAUUCAAAUGAGAAGCAGUGGCCCAGAGGAGAAAGUCCUAAGCCCAAAGCGGAAAGUUCGAGUAGGAGUCAGAAGGGUGUUGAGUCAGCAACAAGCCGGAUAUGUUACAACUGUGGAUCCAGAACGCACAUUGCGCCAAGUUGUCCCAGUCCAGUAAGACCAAAAGGAGCAUGCUACGGUUGCGGUUCAACAGCACAUCAGCGAUCAGCGUGUCCGGAACGUGAUCAGAAAAAUAGGAAUGACACAAAUGAAGAAUCUCGGCGACAGAACGAGCGGCAACAUAGUGGAUCAGCAGGAGAGAUCAGACUGUUAGAGCCAGCAUAUAAUGUAAGGGUAAGUAUAAUAUUAUGUAAGGAGACUGUUACUGUUAAUGCAUUGGUAGAUAGUGGUAGCCCAAUUUCUUUGAUUAAGUCUCAUCUUAUCCGGACUAGUGAACGAAAACCAUUUAAUAAUGAUAUUUUUAUUUCGGGUAUCAACGGGUCUCAAUUGAGUAUUGAAGCGGUUACUGAUGCUACGGUUUUAUUAGUUGAUUAUGAUUUAAAUAAGAAACAAAUAUUUUAUGUGGUAGAUGAUCAGACUAUGUUAUCCGAAUGUUUAUUGGGUAGAGAUUUUAUUAAGGGGAUGAAUAUUUGGUUCGGUGAAGAUGGUAAGAUUAUGGUAAAUUCGAAGCAAGAACAGUGUGAUGGUAAUGACUUUUUGGUUGACUUAGGGUUAAUAGAGUAUGAGUUGGAAGAUGAGGUGGAGUUGAACAUAGGUGAGGUAUCAUUUAGUGAUAGAUGUAAGUUAAAAAAAAUAUAUGAUAACUGUUACUCAAAAAGGUUAAAGCCCGAGUCUCCUGAGAUAAACUACGAAGUUAAUAUAAGUUUAAAAGACCACACUCCUUUUAAUUACCAACCUCGACGACUAUCAUAUAUAGAGAGGAACGCGGUGAAGGAUAUAAUUUGUGAGUUAUUAGAUAAAGGUAUUAUAAAGGAAAGUAAAUCUGAAUUCUGUUCACCCAUAGUAUUAGUCAAAAAGAAAGAUAAUACAUAUCGAAUGUGUGCGGAUUUGAGAGAAUUAAAUAAAAGAGUUGUGAGAGAACAUUACCCGAUUCCACAUAUAGAUGAUCUAUUAGAUAAUUUAAGAGGGAAGAUCUUCUUCACAAAGUUAGAUUUAAAGAAUGCCUAUUUCCAUGUGAAAGUAUCGGAACAGUCGUCCAGAUAUCUCUCUUUUUCAACAUUUCUGGGGCAAUAUGAGUAUGUCCGAUUGCCUUUUGGGUAUUGCAAUAGUCCCUCAGCAUUCAUGAGAUAUAUUGAAACAGUAUUUAGGGAAUUAAUAAGGUCUGGAAAGUUAUUAGUUUAUUUAGAUGAUUUGUUGAUAGCCACAGAGACUAUAGCAGAAAAUUUGGAAAUAAUAGAAUCGGUAUUAAUAGCAUGUAAUAAUAACUUACUUGAAUUGAGGGAAGAUAAAUGUUUUUUUCUACAGUCGAGGAUAACAUAUUUGGGUUAUGUGGUGGAUAAGGAUGGGGUGAGACCUGAUCCGUCUAAUGUAGCAGCAGUGACACAAUUCCCAAUACCUAAAUCAAUAGCCAAUGUACACAGCUUUGUAGGACUAGUCAGUUAUUUUAGGAGAUUUAUUGAAAACUUUUCCAUUUUGGCAGCACCACUGUAUGCGCUGUUAAGGAAGGGGGCUCAAUUUAAGUUUGGGGAGAAGGAGUCACAGGCCUUUGAGUUGUUAAAGAAUAAGUUGGUGCAAAUGCCGAUUUUGGCAUUAUAUUCUCCGUCAGCUGAAACCGAGGUGCAUUGUGAUGCUAGUGCAUUGGGUUAUGGAGUGAUCCUAUUACAGAGACAGAAAGACGGUUUAAUGCAUCCUGUGUUUUACUAUAGUAAGAGAACCACUGAGGUAGAAACUAAAUAUCAUAGUUAUGAAUUGGAGUGUUUGGCAUUAGUGUAUGCAGUGAAGCGUUUUCAUGUUUAUCUCAAUGGUAUUAAGUUCAAAGUGUUCACUGAUUGUGAAAGCUUCAAGUUGACUAUGAACAAGAAAGAUAUGAACCCUCGGAUUGCAAGAUGGGCGUUAUUAUUUCAGAAUUAUGAUUUCAGUAUUGAACAUCGUGCAGGAAGUAAAAUGAAACACGUUGACGCAUUAAGUCGGAAUACCAAUAUAUUAAUGUUGUAUGAAAAUACUUUUGAGCAAACGUUGUCGAUUAAGCAGAUUGAAGAUAAAGAUAUUAACAAGUUAAAAGAGCGGUUGAAGAAAUGUGAGGAUAAGUACUUCGAAAUGAGAAAUGGUUUAGUAUAUAGGAAGUAUAAAAGUGAGUUGUUGUUUUACGUCCCUAGUAGCAUGGAGGAUAAUGUGAUAAGGUCGGUGCAUGAGGAAUAUGGGCAUUUGGGUGUAGAAAAAACCAGUGAAGUAGUGUUGAGAACAUUUUGGUUUCCCAAUUUGAGAGAAAAAGUCAAAAGUUUUAUUUCAAAUUGCUUAAAAUGUAUCUCAUAUUCGCCAGUAUAUGGUAAAAAGGAAGGUGAGUUGCACCCUAUACCUAAGGCUCCAAUACCGUUCGAUACAAUCCAUAUCGACCACUACGGUCCACUGGAGAAGACUGGUAAAAAAAAUAAAUAUUUGUUUGUAAUCAUUGAUGCAUUUACCAAAUUUGUUAGGUUAUAUCCUUGUAAAACAACUAACACGGUAGAGGUAAUUAGGCAUAUGAAUGAUUACUUCAGGUGUUAUAGUAUACCUAGAAGGGUAAUAUCUGACAGAGGUUCAACGUUCACGUCUAAUGCAUUUGGAGAAUUCUUAGCCCAGAAAAAAGUAGAUUUGGUAUUAGUGGCAACGGCGACACCCCGGGCAAAUGGACAGGUUGAGAGAGUAAACCGUUGCAUAACAGCAAUGCUGGCAAAAAAGACAGUAGAUUUAAAUAGGUGGGACAGGGUAUUGCAUGAGGUCGAGUACGCCUUGAACAAUAUGUUAUGUGCUUCGACGGGUGAAGCCCCAUCUAAGUUAUUAUUUGGUGUAUAUCAACAUGGUACGGUGGAAGGUGAGUUUAGGAGGUUAUUGGUGGAAGUGGAGAAGGACAGGAACUUGGAGGAAAUAAGAAAAGAGGCUAAGGACAAGAUAGUAAAAAAUCAAUCAUAUAAUAAAAAGUAUUAUGAUGAGAAACAUAAGAAACCUACCUUAUAUAAAAAAGGAGAUUUUGUUGUAAUUAAAAAUACAGAUGUUAGUGUGGGGGUGAAUAAAAAAUUAAUACCUAAAUUUAAGGGCCCAUAUAUAAUAGACAAGGUGUUACUAAACGAUCGAUUUAUAGUCAAAGAUGUUGAAGGUUUUCAGCACACUCAGGUGCCUUAUGAAGGAGUCAUUAGCUCAGAUAACAUGAGACAUUGGGUUAGGAGCUUGGAAAAAUGA
Messenger RNA from Macrosiphum euphorbiae (potato aphid), 4125 nucleotides. The record is from the annotation of a GenBank genome assembly. NCBI's taxonomy places the organism in Eukaryota, Metazoa, Arthropoda, Insecta, Hemiptera, Aphididae.